This is a messenger RNA of Diversispora eburnea, 567 nucleotides long. NCBI's taxonomy places the organism in Eukaryota, Fungi, Glomeromycota, Glomeromycetes, Diversisporales, Diversisporaceae. The record is from the annotation of a GenBank genome assembly.
GGUUUCACUCAACUAGAUAAGGAUUCGGGUCUUACAGCUCUCAAUUCAUAUUUGGAGGGUAAAUCUUAUAUUGAAAGUUAUUCACCAAGUCAAGCCGAUGUUGCCGUAUUUAAAGCUUUAAAUCAUAAAGUUCCUGAUCAUUCCAAAUACCCUCACGCAGCUCGAUGGUAUAAUCAUAUUGCAUCUUAUUCUGAAGAAUUUUCGAGUCUUCCUGGUGAUUCUACUCAUGACUCAUCUCAUUAUGGACCAGCAGUAGUAGAAGAGACGACAAGGGAAAAAGCAGCCAAACCGAAAGUUAUUGCUAAAAGUAUGGUGACAUUAGAUGUUAAACCUUGGGAUGAUACAACUGAUAUGGCUGAAAUGGAGAAAUGUGUUAAAACUAUUCAAUUGGAUGGACUUGUUUGGGGGGCUUCUAAAUUAGUACCAGUUGGCUAUGGUAUUAAAAAAUUACAAAUUUCAUGUGUAGUUGAAGAUGAUAAAGUUGGAGUUGAUGAUUUAGAAGAAAAGAUUACAGCAUUUGAAGAUUAUGUUCAAAGUGUUGAUGUUGCUUCAUUCAAUAAAUUGUAA